Molecule: messenger RNA, 862 nt
Organism: Alosa alosa (allis shad)
Lineage: Eukaryota; Metazoa; Chordata; Actinopteri; Clupeiformes; Clupeidae
Product: mitotic spindle assembly checkpoint protein MAD1-like
Exons: 5
Coding region: 293-862 (189 amino acids)
Biological process (GO): mitotic spindle assembly checkpoint signaling
Source: RefSeq, a predicted model, not a curated record
CAGGCUCCACACACAGCAUCAAAACAAACCACACACAACCGCGUUAUGUUACUGUAUGUCCCGUCUCACAACUUCAAAGGGAUUAAAUCUUAAACAAAAAAGGAAAGAAAGAAAACCUUGCUGCUGUCGUUGAGAGUUAACACUGGGAUAUUUGUGUCCAGUCAUGUAGGCUAAGUUUGGUUUCUUUCAGAAGGUUGAAGAGACUAAAAUGUGCGCGUGUGGUGGUGUGGUUUCGCCAGGCUUUUUUUAUGAAGUUAACUUAACAUUUUAAAAAUUUUGGCAACAAAGCACAAUGCAGAAUCUGACAGAGUGCAGACUAAAGAGCUUCAUUUCGCGCUUUGAGCUCUUGCCAUCGCAACAAACAGGCAGCGCGAGAAAACAGAGAGGACCAGAGGACGACACGGAAAAGAUGGACGAGAUUGCUCAGCAUAUGGACAUCACUCACAAGCGAGCCUGCAUUGACCUCGAGAAGGCCACUCAACUCAUCACACAAGUUUUGCAGCAUGAAGUAGAGAGGAAUCGGGAGCUCUACAUGUUGAUUCGUCGUUUGGAGGACAGGGAGGUGGAAACUAGGCAGAGAUUGUCAGACCAGGCGGAGUCAAACAGCCUUCUGAAGGUGAAGAUUGACGAACUACAGAAACACCUGGAGGAAAAAGACAACUCCCUUACACAAGCCAACCAGACUGUGGCCUUCUUGAGGAAUGAACUGAGAGAUCUUCAACAACGGCUUCAAAGACAACAGAGUAAAGAUAGGACACACCAAGAAGAAGAUGACUGGCUGCAGGUUGGGGGAAGCCAGUUCAAGGUUGAUGUAUGUGCACACUCACGCACACAUACACACACACCCGCACAUCCUCUUUAA